Alnus glutinosa is the source of this 1297-nucleotide messenger RNA. Its product is annotated as dehydration-responsive element-binding protein 3-like. The transcript has a single exon. Gene Ontology annotation, biological process: regulation of DNA-templated transcription. Lineage: Eukaryota; Viridiplantae; Streptophyta; Magnoliopsida; Fagales; Betulaceae. The coding region runs from base 319 to 1038 and encodes 239 amino acids. Gene Ontology annotation, molecular function: DNA binding; DNA-binding transcription factor activity. The record is from RefSeq and is a predicted model, not a curated record.
AAUAAAACCCACCCCUUCACUCAUCACUUCCUCCUCAUUCUCACUCGUUCAUUCUCCCACCCUCUAAAUAAAACCCACCCCUUCACUCAUCACUUCCUCCUCAUUCUCACUCGUUCACUCUCCCACUUGGAAACGCAUAAUCUCUCUACAAAUCUCUCUCUCUCUGUCUCUCUCUCGUUUCUGCUACACUCUGUGCGUUACUCUGAAGUUUGAAGACAGCUUUUUGCAAAUUACUAUUUAUAGUAAGAAAUCUUUCUAGAGGGGCUUACAAAGCCCGAGAAAGGACUAGCUCAAACUGAUCGAGUUCAAUCACAAGCAAUGGCUGACACGCCCAACUCGGAGACAGAAUCAAGAGCCAACUCGUCCUCACCUUCUCCAUCUUCACAAUCCUCAUCUGGGUUAUUACCAAGCUUGGCUCCAAAAGGGUCCGGCGAGCCCGACCCCAAACGGUCGAAACGGGCCCUAGACGACAGCAAGCACCCGGUUUACAGGGGGGUCCGAAUGCGGACCUGGGGCAAAUGGGUAUCCGAAAUCCGCGAGCCCCGGAAGAAGAGUCGGAUCUGGCUGGGCACCUUCUCGACGCCGGAGAUGGCGGCCCGGGCCCACGACGUGGCGGCACUGAGCAUCAAGGGAAGCUCGGCGAUCCUCAACUUCCCGGAGCUCGCGGGGUCGCUGCCCCGACCCGCUUCGAACUCGCCCCGGGACGUCCAAGCCGCCGCUGCCAAAGCCGCUUCGAUGGAGUUCGAAGUUGUUCCCAAAACGCCUUCGUUCUCUUCGUCUUCAUCGUCCUCGUGUGACGUGUCGACCCCGGAGGAGCUGAGCGAGAUAGUGGAGCUGCCGAGUCUGGGGACGAGUUUCGAAUCAGCUGAGUUGAGCAACGAUUUCGUAUUUAUGGACUCGGUUGAUGGGUGGGUCUAUCCUCCCCCGUGGUAUCACAGCGGCAUUGAUGACUCUGCUUAUUUUAGGGAUCAGAUGUCAAUGACAGAGGCAGAGUGUGUGAUUCCAAGCAGCUUUGAGCCUUUAUUGUGGCAAUAUUAACGAACCAACCCAUUUUGUGUGUGUGCACUUUCACCUUUUUUUUUUUUUUUUUUUUUUUUUAGCAUAAAUUCUUUUUGGGUUUUUCUUUUUCUUUUUCCUUUUUGUCUUUGUUCAUGAAUUUCAUAUAUAUAUGUAUAUGGGAGCCCUUUUUCCAAUUUUCCUUGUGAAGGGCUAAAUAUGCUUAGCUACGUUUCUUGCUCCUCAAGUUGUUUUUCCACUGUUUGUAUAUAGCUUUACCUGAGCUUCUAUACUCUUAAAA